UACCUUUUGUCAGCUCCCAGGGAGCAAAGAAGAAGUUGUGUGAGAAUGCACCCAAACUCUAGAUUACCCUUUUUCUGGUUGGUUGCUUUAUUUCUGGGCAGGGUUUUGUGUGUGUGAGCAUGCGUGCAGCUGAAACUGUGCUGAACAGCAUGCCUUCUGUAUUCCAGAAGUUGCAUGAUCUGCAUGCACGUGGAACCGAAGCCCUGCACUUAGAUGUUUUUCUUCUAGUUCUGAACUUGUUUUUGAGACACUCAUACAGUGCUUGUCUUGGAUAUGUACUUAAUCAAAGUAUGAAGAGAUACUAGGAGGAAUGACUAGGGCGCAGCAGCUUUACAUUAAAAAGAUUUUAUGAAGGAACUCCAAAUGGUUCAGGGGAAGGAGUGUGGAAGCUACAUCUGACCAUGUUAGCAGGGCCAUUGUGGUAGAUGUCCCUUUCUUGUGCUGCUGGAUCUGCUUCAACCAUUUGACAUAGGCUGAGAAAUUAUGAGUUUUAAAAGUGUUUUUUACAACAGGAGAUUUAUCUCAGGAGGCUCUUUUAAUUCUUGAAGUCAUUAGUGCGUGGUUUGUGUGGAGGAACUGAACGCCUGAGCUUAAUUUCUGAGCCAUGUGCCAACAAGAAGGUGUCAUAUCGGUAACUGCUAGAGUGUUGAGCAGGAACUUUUCAAUUGUUUUUUAAAAUAUCUGUGGAACACCCCAUAAAAUUUUGAGAAGAUAAUUAGGUUACAAGACCAGCACCAGAAAGCUAGUGACUGUCUGGAUUAAACUUCCCAGACUGGCCCGUUUGACUUCUUUGUUGGAAUUCUUGUUGUAAGUAGUUGGACUUUGUAGCUGUGAUUGAAUUAUAUACAGGGCCAGUCAAGCCAAAUGCAUAUGUAACUGUGUCAUUCCUUUUCACAGUCUCUAACCUGGGGUGCUGGAGCCUGGUUUGCAGCAGUGGUGAAUCUCCACUGCUGGUGUUAAUGGGAGCUGUGCUUUGGGCAUAUGAAAUACACUAUAUAUUGAACAGACAGGCCUUUUGGAAAAUCUCAUGAGGUAAUGAAAUCUGUGUCCAGAGCAGUUUCUUCAUCGUUCAAACCAUGAGUGGUAGAAUAAGUCCUAGGUCCAUACAUAGAGCAAUGGGAAAAAAGCAGAAUGUUGACUAGCAGCCGAUUAAGUGUGUGCUGUCCAUUCUUGCACUGAAUAAUGUGGGGAGCUUGUAGGAAUUGUGCCUCUGAAGACUGUGAAAUGUACAGGGUGUUGAUUAAACAUUGCACAGACAGCAUCAAUUUUGUCACUUCCUAGGUUUUGAAGUCUUCUCUCGCAGUCGGAAACAGCGUGUAUGCAGGCAGCAAAAAUAGCAGGUUAAGAUAGCAGGCGCAUGCCUGCUGAUACAAGUGAUUGAAGUGCCUGUUUCCUUGGAGAGAACUAAAGUGUGCACUGUAUAUGUAUUUGUAUGUAUUCUGUUUUGUUAGAUAGGAAAAGAUUUUAACAGACUGCUACAGAAGACCAUACAAAAGAUAAAUGUUGAUAACCGUAUCAGUAGAAACAGUGUUUAGUAGGUACAUCACUGUCAAGGAGAGAGAGCAGUGUUUAUACUUCAUGGCUAUUAAGAGUAUUAUUUUUAAUCUCCAUUCUUUCAUUUUUUCCUUUUAAUAUUACUUCACUAGCAGAAAAAAAACUGUACUACUGAGUUCUAGUAAUUAACUUUCUAGUAGGAAAAUGUCAUUUCUUUGGAAGAUUAGUGAGGUUUUUUAUGGUUCAGAAAAUACUGUUAAAGGAGUUAUACGGACUUUGCUGUAAAAUGGAUUUGGUUUUCCUUCCUAUUUGUGGUUGUGUCAGGUUGUACUCUUCAUACAGGCAACUUUACUAAAAGCAUCAAUUUAAUAGAUUGGACAAACUGAAAUAAAUCAUUAUGUGCCUAUAGUGGAAAUCCGUUGGCUUUACCCAUUAGUUCAAAUUUGGGAUGCAGAAGUCUUUGCCAGCUAUCCUUCUCUUUAUUUUUCUUCCUUUUUUCUUUUAAUCGAUUUAAUACGUAUAAUCCCUUGUAAUCGUUGUAUCUUGAGUGUCCUGAGUAGUUACAGAAUCGGACUCCUCUUUGCUUUCUCUCCUUUUGGUUAAUAUUCUUUGAACUUGAGCCACUUUACAGCAUCAAAGAGGUGAGAGUGUGGAAGGCACAACUCGCUCAACUUUGCUUAUUUUAUCUUAAGUCUUUGCAUCAGGUACGUAAAAGUCACCAUGGAGAGAAUUACGACAUGAAGCAGACUGUUUCCUCUGCCUGACGCUCUGCUUUGCUUUGAGUGCUGAGCUGUGACAGCACACAGACACACAGCAUAGCCAGUUGUAAUGUAAAAGUGAUAGCGUGACAGAAGCGAGCCUCCCUGUGAGCUGUACCUGGGUCCUGGUGGCUGUGAAACGGCUCUUGGUACUCCGCGUGACAGAUUGAGCGAGCCCAGGCUGCUGAUACCCUUGCUGUGAGGCAGAAGAGAAGGAUCUAUGAUAUCACCAAUGUUUUGGAGGGGAUUGAUCUCAUUGAGAAGAAGUCAAAAAACAGCAUUCAGUGGAAAGGAGUAGGUGCUGGGUGCAAUACGAAAGAAGUCAUAGACAGGCUGAGGUAUCUGGAAGCUGAAAUUGAAGAUCUAGAACUUAAAGAAAAAGAAUUGGAUCAGCAGAAACUGUGGCUUCAGCAAAGUAUCAAGAAUGUCAUGGAUGAUUCUACAAACCACCAGUUUUCAUAUGUCACCCAUGAAGAUAUCUGCAACUGCUUCAAUGGAGACACACUUCUAGCAAUUCAAGCACCUUGUGGUACACAGUUAGAAGUACCUAUACCCGAAAUGGGACAGAAUGGACAGAAGAAAUACCAGAUAAAUCUUAAAAGUAGUUCAGGACCUAUCCAUGUGCUGCUUAUAAAUAAAGAAUCAAGCUCCUCCAAGCCCAUGGUAUUUCCAGUUCCUCCGCCCGAUGACCUUGCACAGCCCCCAUGUCAGCCUGCAGCUCCAGCGACUCCCCUUAAACCUGCUACAGCUCCUCAAAAUCCACCAGAACAACAUGAUCUGAACCAAGGACAAGAGUUACCGCAAACAUCAGUUGCGGACACGCCAUCAGACGGCAGUGUGCAGCAGAACAGUACAACAACCCCAGCAGCUCCUUACUCCAGCCUUCCAGAGUCGGUGUUGUACCCCAGCCUUUCAGGAGAUGUCACCCAAGCUACAGCUAGCUCAAGUGACUACCAGGGUUUGCUGCCCCUGGAUGUUAACUGUAUUCUAAAGCCAAACUCAUUCGACAUAGCAAAGAUGGAAGAGCCCACAGGAAAUAUCAGUGGGGAUAUCAUUGAUGAACUCAUGUCUUCUGACGUUUUUCCUCUCUUACGACUCUCUCCUACUCCCGGAGAUGACUACAACUUUAACCUGGAUGAUAAUGAAGGAGUCUGUGAUCUCUUUGAUGUGCAGAUACUAAAUUAUUAGAUAUUGUGUCAACCAGACUACUUAUCUACCUCUAACUAUAACAUUCUAGACUUCUUCAUAACCUAAGUAUUUGAAUAAUGAAUGUAUAACUUCUUAGUUCACUGACUCUGGGAGUAUAUUUCCUUUUGCUUCCUUUAACUACUUCACAAAACAAAUUCAACAACUAGAAAAAAGGGCUUUUAUCAAAAAUUCUGGCAAGUUUUUUCACCUGAGUGCCCUCUGUGUAAUCCAGUUAUUUGGAAUUUUCUUUACUAAGAAAAGUGAAAAUGCUUUAUAGCCUUUUGAUCAUUUUUUUAAAAAUGAUUAGGCUUCUUGCUCACAGUUAACAGCAUUUUCUUUGAAGCUUUACUGCCAAGAAGCUUACUAUAUUUUUUUUUUAACCUUUCAAUCAAUUUUGAAGCUUUCACUGCCAAGCUGAAAAGUGAAGGAUAUCAACUUGAGUUAUGCUAAAUUGUUUCAGUGAACCAAUUUUGUGAAGUGCCUUCUGUUUUAGCACUUUAAGUUUCUCACACUGACUUCUGACAUUCCACUUUCCUAGAUGAUAGGAAAGGUCUGUUUGUAGUUUGUAUUAAAGUGUGCCAAUACUUGUAUAUUAACAAGAUUUUUUUUAAUAAAAUUGUACAAACAAA
Molecule: messenger RNA, 4069 nt
Organism: Aquila chrysaetos chrysaetos
Lineage: Eukaryota; Metazoa; Chordata; Aves; Accipitriformes; Accipitridae
Gene: E2F5
Product: E2F transcription factor 5
Exons: 9
Coding region: 2682-3440 (252 amino acids)
Biological process (GO): regulation of transcription by RNA polymerase II
Cellular component (GO): RNA polymerase II transcription regulator complex
Molecular function (GO): protein dimerization activity; RNA polymerase II cis-regulatory region sequence-specific DNA binding; DNA-binding transcription factor activity, RNA polymerase II-specific
Source: RefSeq, a predicted model, not a curated record